AAUGUCACAGAGACAGGCUUGGUGUCACGAUGAAUGCUCCUCCCAGUUUACGGCUACAAUUGAACCACUGAAGAGUGAUGCAGAAGAUGAUGAGUCCAUUCCAGAAGAGCUGUGGAUACAGCUGAAAGCAGAACUGGAAAAGCACAAUGAGGAUUGCCAGCUGUUUGUCAAACAGUUCCCAGACUGGAGGGAUCAGACACAAGAACACAUAAAAGAACUGAAAGAAAUUGCAGAAAUCAUUGAUGAGUACCACAGAGGGGCUACCAUAGCAAGCAUCACCGGGACCUCAGCAGCGAUUGUCGGCGGGGUUCUGUCCGUUACAGGACUCAUUGCAAGUCCUUUUACUUCAGGUGCAUCGCUGGGUCUCAGUGCAGUGGGAGCUGGGGUGAGUGCAACUGGUGCUGCUACCAAUUUUACAGCUGAUGUCACCGAGUCAGUUGGACAAUCCAUCAAACAAAAAAGAGUUGAUGAAAUUGUAAAUCAAUACAAUGAAUGUUGUAAGCUGGUAUCUAAGUAUUUACACAAGAUUUGCGGUGCAAUUAAAUCCUGGAGCCAUAACCUACAAGCAGAAAUCACGAAACAUAAGUCUAGUGAACAAAUGUCAGACUUUCUAACUGAAAGCUGCGGUGCAGUAAAGUGCAACGAGAAAGGUGGAGAUGUUUCAGUUCUUGAGGAGCCGAUAACCGUUCCAUUGUCUAACACAGCCAGGCAGGUAACAUCAGUGAGCCAGAAAACCGAAAGCAUUCAAGAGCUGCUUUCUGGAUCACUUCCCCUAUUAUCCACUAUUGUCAGAGCUAUAUCAGGACUUCUUUCUGCAAUCAUAAUGCUAACAAAUAUCUACUCUAUCACAAGGAGUUCGGUAGAUCUUACAAAAGGAAGCAAGACUGAAGCUGCAAAGAACAUACAGAGUAUAGCUACAAAGAUGGAAGAUGAAUUAAUGGCCUAUGAAGACAUUUAUCAAUUUCUGAAAUUCAUUUUAAAGAUUGAGUAAAUGAAAGAAUCGCACCUGAUUGUUGAAGAAGGGUGGGUGUUUAUAGUGUUACGAUACGGCGGUGAACCCUUCUGCUAAUUAAACCAAACACACAGAAAAGCUUACCACACCUUAUAAUCUGUUAAAGUAUGAGUGACAGAGAAGGUCCCCAAAUUCCACUAUUUAAAGAAAAAAAAUAACAAUUUUAUACCCCAACUUCAAAACUGCACAUUAAACAACAACUAUUUACAACUCCAAGCCUCCUUUGUCUGAAAGAUUUGUUACCUCCCUCCCACUCUAUAACAAUAUAUUGAUUUUAUAAAGCUCCUAUUAAAUUUACAGUAAAUCAGUUUUCAAAACCAG
Molecule: messenger RNA, 1333 nt
Organism: Chiloscyllium plagiosum (whitespotted bambooshark)
Lineage: Eukaryota; Metazoa; Chordata; Chondrichthyes; Orectolobiformes; Hemiscylliidae
Product: apolipoprotein L2-like
Biological process (GO): lipid transport; lipoprotein metabolic process
Cellular component (GO): extracellular region; membrane
Molecular function (GO): lipid binding
Source: RefSeq, a predicted model, not a curated record